AUGGCGAUUUUAUCAGCAAGCUCUGCUCUAGUGAGAGCUGCUUUAGAUACGAAGCCAAAACUCAGAUACAAUCCAAAUUCGCCGCGUAAUGUGAAGAAAAACCCUAAUUUGAGCUCUUUUGUUCCACCGUCGUCUCCGUCUUCAUCUUCUCCGGCGAUAGUUUUAACAACGGGAACUGACGACGUCUCAGUUUCCGAUUUGUUUAAACGUCCCGCAAGCAAAGAUAUUGGUGAUGAAUUUGAAGAUACUUGUAUUGGAUAUGAGAAAUGGUUCCCAAGUCCACCAAAAGUGGAGAAACCUAGAUCUGUUUUCAAUGCUGCUUCAUUAGCUUAUAUAGGUGAUUCAAUCUACGAGAUAUAUGCUCGUCGGCAUUUUCUUUUCCCUCCACUUAGUAUUGAAGAAUAUAACGAUCGUGUUAGAGCAGUGGUGCGAUGUGAAGCACAAUAUGCUUUGUUGCAGAAGCUUGUUGAUGAUGAUUUCUUAACGAAAGAUGAAAGGGAUAUACUUCGAUGGGGGAAAAAUGUAGGCUCGGUUAAAACACGGUCAACUAGGCGUGCUGGUGUUGCGGUUUACAACAAGGCCUCAUCAUUGGAAACACUUAUUGGGUAUUUGUAUCUAGCAAACGGGAAAAGAUUGGAAGAAAUGAUGCAGAAGCUAGGAUUCUCAAGUGCUUCGUCAACAGAGAAAAUGAUUAAGGAGACCAAGCAUAAACUAUCAGCUUUAAACUAA
Arabis nemorensis is the source of this 729-nucleotide messenger RNA. Lineage: Eukaryota; Viridiplantae; Streptophyta; Magnoliopsida; Brassicales; Brassicaceae. The record is from the annotation of a GenBank genome assembly.